UAACGCAAACCUAUCCAUCUCUUCUUUCUAAAACAUUUUCCACAAAACUACACUCACUCCCAGAAAAGAGAGAGAGAGAUAGACAGAUAGCUAUGUCUUUUGCUUAUUGUGCUAAAGAGAAGAAGCCUUGUGUGCGUUGGGUUGAGAAGUAUUUCAAAGACUGCCUCUGCAAUCUCAAGGAUGAGUUCUCUUUCGGCUUUGGGAUUAUUAGUCUAGUCUGUUGGGGAGUUGCAGAGAUCCCUCAAAUCAUCACUAACUUCCGCACAAAGUCUAGCCAUGGAGUUUCUUUAAUGUUUCUCCUUACUUGGGUUGCCGGAGAUGUUUUUAAUCUGGUGGGUUGCCUUCUUGAGCCGGCAACGUUGCCAACGCAGUACUACACAGCUCUGCUCUACACGAUAAGUACUAUAGUGUUGGUGCUGCAAGGCGUGUACUACGAUCACAUUUACAAAAGCUGGAAAUCCAGACAGAUCAAAGCUAAACAAGGGGAUAAAGAUGAGAAAGAGCCUUUAAAACCCAAGUCAGCUGACACAGGCAUCCCCAUUCCCAGGGCUGAAAUAAAAGCAUCUUCUCGAAGAGAGUAUUACUACACAUCUGCUAGAUCUUUGGCUAGCAGUGGUACUCCGCCCUUUCGAAAUUAUCUGAGAGUAGCCCAAAGUGGGCCUUCAGCUUUGGGUCUUGGCGACGAUUCAUCAUCUGAUGAUGAAGCCUACAUGGAUUCAUAUAAGACUCCCUCUGUUAGCCAGCCCAGGCCCAUUCCAAGAUCAGCUGGAUAUGGAACAUUUCUUGCUGCAUCCCUUUAUCUCCCGACGCAAGGCAAGGCCUUGACAGAAACAAUCACGGGGUUUAACUCAAGAAGAGUCUUGAAUGGAAGUAGUAUGGAGCACAGUGUCUUUGGACAGUGGCUGGGAUGGCUGAUGGCUGCCAUAUACAUGGGCGGUCGACUGCCUCAAAUAUGGCUGAAUAUUAAAAGGGGGAGUGUGGAGGGCUUGAAUCCUCUCAUGUUCUUAUUUGCACUGGUGGCCAAUGUCACUUACGUUUUAAGUAUUCUUGUGAGAAACACUAAAUGGGAAAAUAUAAAAGCCAAUCUGCCAUGGUUGCUGGAUGCCAUUGUCUGUGUGGCGUUGGACUUAUUUAUCAUUCUGCAGUACAUUUAUUACAGAUACUUCAGAAAGAAAUCUACAAGUUAUGGAGAAGACAUCUAUGGAGAUUACGGGGAUGCAACUAAAGCAACUGUAGCUUGAUUGCUUCUUGGAUAUUCUGUCAAUAAUUUAUUAAGUUGAGAACUAUGAAGACCACCUCUAUUUAUUUAAUCUAUUAAGGUCUUGCCAUUCAGUUUUGUAGAAGCUCACUUGAAGCGUAAAUUAGUGGAAGAUUUGUGGUGUAGUUCAACUUUUGAUGGAGAGCUUCUGGGUAGUUUGGAAUUAUUUAUAUGGAUUGAUUAUGAAUUGAGACAUAGCAAAUAUGGAUUGAUUAUGUUCUUGUAAUUAAAUUAUUGCCCAUCAUAUGGACUGAUUAUGACUUCUUUUGUACA
Molecule: messenger RNA, 1531 nt
Organism: Mangifera indica (mango)
Lineage: Eukaryota; Viridiplantae; Streptophyta; Magnoliopsida; Sapindales; Anacardiaceae
Product: lysosomal amino acid transporter 1 homolog
Exons: 11
Coding region: 93-1241 (382 amino acids)
Source: RefSeq, a predicted model, not a curated record